UAUUGAUUUCAAACUCUACUACUCUCCCUGAGUUCUGUGUUUUCUUGUGCACAUCACUGUAUGACUUGCUUAUCAAAGGAGAAUCCAACAACACACUUUGAUUUCAUUCUUGUUCUAAAGUUUUUGUUAACUUCUUAUAACCCCCCACAUUUCUUGCUCUCAUCAUCUGACAUUUUUUCUCAACUGAUACUAGCUGCCAUUGACCACCCCCACCCCCACCCCCACCCCCACCCCACCUUUUUUUUAAGCUUUGAAUUUACUAAUACAAUCUUCAAGCUAUAUUGUUGUGACAAUGGCUACAUCAGUGCAAUGUAGGCCACAAGAAAGGACUUUAGGUAUGGUGAUGAAGGAGGUAGAUGAAGAUCUUGCAAUGUUUCUUGAGAUGCGACGCAGCGAAAAGGACAUGAAUGAUCAACUGGCUAAAUGUAACUCUGAGGAAUUGGAUCAGCAAUUAGGCUCAGAGGUUGACUUCUGUUUGUUAUCAAAUGGGACAUCAACAAAGCCUGCUAAUCAAGAUUAUCUUUUAAACUCUGAGAAUGACAAGAAUGACUAUGACUGGCUCCUUUCACCACCUCAGACUCCUUCAAAUCCAUUACCAGAGGUGGAAGAACAGAAUAUUCGGGUGUACCAGAUUGUGACGAAUUCUAGUUCAACUGGUCAAGACUGUAAAAUUAAGACAGAUUCCAGUACAACUGCUCCUGAGCCUAAAAUAAGCAUUGAGCAGGACAUAGCUCAGCCUGCAAACUCACUGGAAGGGCUCCAUUCAACUGGACAGUCAGAAAUGUCCAGAAGCAAAAACUCUUCUGCUGGAAAUGGAAAGCCUUCAUCGUCAGGGGGGAAAAAGGCAACUUCCACAAGGUCAGCAACGCCUACUGGACGUCCUCGUAGUUCUGCAUCCAAGCCCUCAAGAGCUUCUACUCCUACUUCAAGAGCGACAUUGCCUUCUGUUAAGCCUGUUGCUUCCACAGCAAGAUCUUCAACUCCAACAAGAGCAGCUCCACGCUCUUCUACCCCAACCGGUAGACCCUCCAAACCUGCUGCUUUCAAGUCAACAUCAAGGUCAGCAACACCAACUCGUCGACCAUCAACUCCAUCGUCCAUUCCUAUUGUAUCAAUGUCUGGGUCUCGAUCUUCUUCAUUGACAAAAACGGGUACCACAACAUUGAAAAAAACUGCACAAUCUCAGGGCACCUCUCCAACUGUGAAGUCUAGGCCAUUGAAACCCUUGGAGACACCAAGUCUUUCGCGUGAUUCUUCUGUCAAUUCUAAGACAUUGGUGCCUAAAAGGCCUGCAUCUGCAUCUAGGGGAAGACCAACUGCACCUGGCGCACGACACUCUACCACUAAUGGAAAACCCAGACGGAAAUCAUGUUCUCCUUCUAGAGGACGAGCAACAACAGCUACUAUUUUGAGCAAUGCAACCACUCUGCUUUCCAAGAGUAAGGGCUAUGGUAUUGAGAAAGAUGAUGUGAACCCUGUGUUGAUCGGCUCACAGAUGGUUGAAAGGGUAGUAAACAUGAGGAAAUUAGCUCCCCCGAAGCAAGAUGAUAAUCUAUCUCAUGAAAAUUCCUCCAAGAAAUCUCUGUCCCGGGAAAAUACAGGCUUUGGAAGAUCAUUCUCCAAAAAGUCUUUGGAUAUGGCUCUACGGCACAUGGAUAUAAGGCGAAGUGUUAAUGGAACGUUACACCCAGUCCUGACACGAGUCUCUGCUUCUUCAGCAAACGGUAUCCAGUCUAGCUCGACAAAGAAUAAGACAGGUAGUGUUUCUGACUCGCCACUUGCAACGAGCAGCAAUGCUAGUUCAGAGCCCAGUAUCAACAAUAGCUCUCAUAAUAUAAACUGGAGUGAACUGGAAGACAAUAACUUUGGUUGUGAGAGAGAACUAUCGUCUCCCCGCUAGCCAGCAGCAUCUGGAGCAGCAACCUGUAGGACUUGAUGUGAUAUGUAUUCUUGCUGUGUGCUUUGAUUAUUUAAUCUUGUUUGUUUUUGGAACUCCUACAUUGAAAUAUUGCAUCUGGAUUUAUUUUUCAAGGAUCCUUUGCAAUAGUAGUGGCAUUUCUUGUGCUCUGCAUGUACUUCUUGACUAGCAAAGAUGAAACUUUUCUUGUAAUUAUAAUGGGGAAAAAAACUUAAAUUA
Messenger RNA from Solanum dulcamara, 2137 nucleotides. RefSeq lists its product as uncharacterized. Lineage: Eukaryota; Viridiplantae; Streptophyta; Magnoliopsida; Solanales; Solanaceae. Gene Ontology annotation, biological process: cortical microtubule organization. The record is from RefSeq and is a predicted model, not a curated record. Bases 293 to 1900 code for a protein of 535 amino acids. The transcript has 6 exons. Gene Ontology annotation, cellular component: cortical microtubule.